This is a messenger RNA of Coccidioides posadasii C735 delta SOWgp, 1893 nucleotides long. NCBI's taxonomy places the organism in Eukaryota, Fungi, Ascomycota, Eurotiomycetes, Onygenales, Onygenaceae. The record is from RefSeq and is a predicted model, not a curated record.
AUGGCAGUUUUCGUGUGGCGCAAGUCAGAUGCGCAUUGUGAACAGAAAGCUGAAACGUCUGAAGAAGGAGACAUUGGAAUUUGUCACGUCAAUGACGUCGUGGAGAGGAAGAAAGAAUCACGAGCGACCACUGACACGGCCAGCGAUGCGUCUUUGUCGGUAAUCACCACUUUCAAAGGCCCGGCGGAGCUAUUCCCGGAUGAUUGCCAAAAUACAUCUGAGGAGAACAAGAUGACUAAGGGCAAGAUUGCUGUUAUAAUGACAGCUCUUUGCCUUGCCACUUUCUUAGCUGCCCUUGAUAUGGUGAGAUUGACUCGAAGGCUCUAUGAAUUACAGCUGGUGGACGAGCCAUUGAUAAAAGGAUCUGUCAGACGAUUAUUACCACUAUCCUACCCACAAUAUCUAGGGCAUUUCGCACGUCUGAGGCGAAUUAUACCGGCAACGCCGAUCUGGGGAAAGGUCAGCGAUAUUUUCGGACGAAAGCCAGUUCUAUUGGCGGCGAACGUGGUUUUCCUAAUUGGUUCACUUCUCUGCGCCAUCAGCAUUAACAUCAGAAUGCUGAUAGGUGGGCGAUGCGUCCAGGGCGUUGGAGGUGGCGGCCUUCUUGCGUUGGUUAACAUCAGUAUCGGCGAUUUAUUCAGCAUGCGGUCCCGCGGCGUAUAUUUUGGUAUAAUUGGGAUGGUAUGGGCCGUUGCAGGAGCCGUUGGACCGGUGGUAGGUGGAAUUAUGACACAAUUUGUCACUUGGCGGUGGUGUUUCUAUAUUAAUCUUCCUGUCGAUGGCAUCGCCUUUGUUAUUAUAUUUUUCUUUUUUGAGGUUCACACUCCAAAGACACCGUUGUUUGCUGGGCUUAGAGCUAUAGACUGGUUAGGCUCAUUGACCAUUGUCGGAGGCACCGUCAUGUUUCUCCUUGGACUUGAAUAUGGAGGAGUUUGGCUCCCAUGGGCCUCCGUUCCCGUCGUAUGCUUGAUAGCUUUCGGCAUUGGCACCCUUGGCCUCUUCUUGCUCAUCCAAUGGAAGCUCGCAUAUUAUCCGAUCAUACCUUUAUGGCUAUUUUCUUCUCGCUCUACGGUUGCAGCAUACGGGAUGAUUUUCGCCCAAGGAUUUGUCUAUACUGGCGGGUCUUAUUUCCUUCCCCUCUAUUUUCAGGUCGUUCUUGGAGCGACUCCUCUACAGUCCGGCAUCUAUCUCUUUCCCUUUGUCAUUUCUGUCGCCUUGGUCGCUGCCAUCAGCGGAUACCUAAUCAGGAAAACUGGCCUCUUUCUUCCACCCAUAUGGGCUGGUAUGGCAACACUAGUACUCGGGGUUGGUCUCUACAUCGAUCUACCAGCGCACACGUCCUGGGCUCGUAUUAUUACGUAUCAGCUUGUUGCUGGGAUUGGCGUUGGCCCAAACUUCCAAGCACCACUGAUCGCACUGCAAAGUCAUCUGAGACCUUUCGACAGCGCCACCGCAACUGCGACUGCCGGCUUUGUUCGAAAUAUGGCAAAUAGUGUUUCCGUCGUAUUGGGAGGAGUGAUUUUCCAGAAUCAAACGAGAGCUAAUAUCAGAAGCUUGGGCUCCAUUUUAUCUCCUGAGACUGCGGACAUGCUACAGGGUCGUUCUGUUAGCGCUUCGACGGAUUUUGUGAAAACUCUUCCAAACAAGGAGAAAAUACCAGCAUUGAAUGCAUAUAAUCAGAGCCUGAGAGUGAUGUGGAUAUUUUACACUUCGAUGGCAGCGAUCGGAUUGUGUGUAAGUCUGCUCAUCCGUCGGCAUAACUUGGAUAUAGAGCAUGAGAUUACCGAGACUGGAUUGGAGAUACAAGAGAGGGAAAGGCAAGAAAGAUUACGAAGAGAAAAGAUGAAGCCAAAGCGAAAGCGAACUACAGAUAAAGAAGGUCUGGAAAAUUGA